Molecule: messenger RNA, 1043 nt
Organism: Mesitornis unicolor (brown roatelo)
Lineage: Eukaryota; Metazoa; Chordata; Aves; Mesitornithiformes; Mesitornithidae
Product: nucleolar protein 10-like
Exons: 13
Biological process (GO): maturation of SSU-rRNA from tricistronic rRNA transcript (SSU-rRNA, 5.8S rRNA, LSU-rRNA)
Cellular component (GO): nucleolus; small-subunit processome; 90S preribosome
Molecular function (GO): protein binding
Source: RefSeq, a predicted model, not a curated record
UGGGCAGAGCUGCAGCCAUGCAGGUCUCCAGCCUCAACGAGGUGAAGAUCUACAGCCUCAGUGCCGGCAGGAGCCUCCCGGAGUGGCUCUCAGACAGGAAGAAAAGAGCUUUACAGAAGAAAGAUGUGGAUAUCCGUAGAAGAAUUGAACUUAUUCAAGACUUUGAAAUGCCCACAGUUAGCACAAAGAUUAAGGUAUCAAGAGAUGGACAGUAUAUUGUGGCAGUUGGAACUUACAAGCCAAGGGUCCGCUGUUUUGACACCUAUCAGUUAUCCCAGAAAUUUGAAAGAUGCUUAGAUUCUGAAGUGGUUACGUUUGAGAUUUUAUCAGAUGAUUACUCAAAGAUUGUCUUCUUGCAGUGUGGCAGGUUUGUGGAGUUCCAUUCGCAACAUGGCCAUUACUACAAGACAAGAAUACCAAAAUUUGGUAGAGAUUUCUCUUAUCACUAUCCAUCAUGUGACCUGUAUUUUGUAGGAGCAAGUUCUGAAGUAUACAGGCUAAAUCUGGAACAAGGAAGGUUUCUCAACUCUCUGCAAACUGAUGCUUCGGAGAGUAAUGUCUGUGACAUAAACCCUGUACACUUCUUGUUUGCCAUGGGGACAGCUGAGGGUAAAGUAGAAUGCUGGGAUCCUAGAAUGAGAAAUCGCGUUGGACUGUUGGACUGUGCUUUAAGCAGUGUGACAGCAGACACAGAGAUAGAUGGUUUACCAUCCAUUUCAGCACUGAAAUUUGAUGGAGCUUUGAAUAUGGCGGUUGGAACAUCUACUGGGCAGGUUUUAUUAUAUGAUCUCCGGUCUAGUAAUCCAUUAAUAGUCAAAGAUCACCACUAUGGCCUGCCUAUUAAAUCAAUUCAGUUUCAGUGUCAGUUGGAUUUAAUUAUCUCUGCAGAUUCUCGAAUCAUAAAGAUGUGGAACAAAGAUACGGGGAAGAUAUUUACUUCAAUGGAGCCAGAAUAUGAUAUCAAUGAUGUCUGCCUGUAUCCAAAUUCAGGAAUGCUAAUGACUGCCAAUGAAGCCCCUAAAAUGAAUAUCUAUUAUAUACCA